Messenger RNA from Penicillium nucicola, 906 nucleotides. RefSeq lists its product as uncharacterized. The record is from RefSeq and is a predicted model, not a curated record. Gene Ontology annotation, molecular function: amino acid transmembrane transporter activity. Lineage: Eukaryota; Fungi; Ascomycota; Eurotiomycetes; Eurotiales; Aspergillaceae. Bases 1 to 906 code for a protein of 301 amino acids. Gene Ontology annotation, biological process: amino acid transmembrane transport. Gene Ontology annotation, cellular component: vacuolar membrane. The transcript has 2 exons.
AUGGAGCUGCACAAUCAGUCCAGCUUUAAUCCACCCGCAUCCAUGCACAAGCUGGAUACUCCCCAGAGUUCUAUCUCAGAAACAGGACCAGAGGCAAAGGAUCCCUUCGGAAAUGAGAGCGAGACUGGCGUGAAAUACAAGACCAUGGCUUGGUGUGGCAUCCUGACUAUCCUCGCGAUCGGGCUCAUCUCCACGUAUACUGCAUACACCAUUGGGCAAUUCAAAUGCCGUUAUAUGCAGGUUCACAGCAUGGCUGAUGCUGGUCAUAUUUUGAUCGGCCGAGUCGGACGCACUACCCUCGAUAUUGCCCAGCUUGUCUUCUUUGUUCUGGUCAUGGGGAGUCAUGUCCUCUCCUUUUCGAUCAUGAUGAAUGUCCUCACUGAACACUCAACCUGUACUGUCAUCUUUUCCAUUGUUGGUUUACUCGUAUCAUUCUUGCUGACCCUCCCACGGCGACUUGAGAAGCUCUCUCAUAUCUCCUAUGUGAGCUUUGUCAGUAUCAUCGGAGCAGUGGUGACAGGUAUGAUUGGAGUCGCUCUCGUCAAGACAGGAGUUACCCAUACCCCAAGCUUUGUGCCCAAGCCUAAAGUGCAUGAUGCAUGUCUUGCUGUUGCAAAUGUCAUCUUUGCAUACGCCGGCCAUGUUGCAUUCUUCACCCUCUUCUCGGAGCUCAAAGAGAUCAAAGACUUUCCCAAAGCUCUCGCGCUGCUCCAGUUGAGUGAAAUGGUCCUGUAUACGGUCUCGGCCAUCGUCAUAUAUGUGUACGUUGGACCAGCUGUUGCCUCCCCGGCUCUCAAUUCUGCAGGAGAGUCAUUCCGCAAGAUUUCCUACACCAUCGCACUUCCCACGGUAGGUACAUCGAUACACUCGGUUUUGAUCGAGCUGACAUACAAUUCAAGAUUGUGA